AUGAGAGCGGUCUCUGAUUUUCCAAUUGUUAAUUAUCAGCAAACAAAUCCAUUGCGCCUGUUGCAUUGUGCCGAGAAGCUUCAUCAAUGUCAGUUUUUUCACCGUCAUUUAACCCCUCCCCAGCUGAUAGUAUUAAAUGCAUGUUUGUCAGUAGAGCCGCGGUCAAAGCGCUGUCGAACGUGGGAAGAAUUGAUGAACACAAAUGUCCAUUUGGUUGUGAAAAAGAGGCCAGAUACACAGUUUGGUUUGAGUGAGGGUGGUGACGAGGGCGAGGCCGCGAGUGCAGCAGAUUCUGGCGGCACUGUUGGAGACGGUUAUGUCGAGGAAGCGAAUAUUGAUGGGACAUUGGAAAGCGUAUCACAAGAAGACGCUAAUGAAGAAAUGGAGGGUGAUAGCAGCAGCAGCAAAAUACAAACAAAAUAUAGUGGCGCCGUUGCACCGGAUUCUGGUGAGACCAAAAAGCUGGGACAUGAAAACGAGGAGCAGGACCUCUCAGAAUUUGAUCUUGAGAAUUUACAAGAGCAUAUGUCCGGAACGGACUUUGCUGGAAAUUUGGCGUUGAAAGUAAGGUACGUGCUUUGGGAGAACGCGGUUGAUCAGCUUUUUGGUUGUUACGAGGAAACAGAGAGCGGGUUUCUCUUCCACGAAGAACCAAGUGAAGAAGAGCUAGAAACUGAGAUCGAAACCCUCUCAUCCAAGAAUGAAGUCAGGGACGUUGGCCCCGAUCGUGGGGAGGAAGAUGAUGAUUACGAUAUGGAUGAGGAAGACCCAGCGGUGGAGGAAGAGUCCCAGGUGCUUGUUCAACAGGACACACCUGAUCUCGAGUACGACAGCGACGGUUUUCUGAUACUCUCUUUGGAAAUUUCUAAGGAGACUUUGACGACUUUAAGCAAUCGCGAUACGCAGGCCAUCAUGGAGAGCUUCAAUAAAAUAUACCACAGUUUCGAAGGGGAUAAGGAAACACUUCUCAAGAGGCUAAAACUUGAACAGAGUGAUAAAAUGCUGGAGUCUUCAAAGAAACGAAGAUACUCCCAAGUGUCGGAAGAUGAUGAAGUUCAUAAACAAAACGAACAGGAUCAGGUAAGUGAUAGUGGAGAUAAAAAAACGAGGAUCCCAGAAUCUCCAGAAAAGACUAUUUCUGUAAACCUUGGAUCAGCGAACUUUUCUCUGAAACAUCUCUUGUCUUCCAUACAGGACAACAAAGCAAAGCUUGGUAUCUCUGAUUAUGAAUUGAGACACCUUAUCAUGGAUGUGCGUAAGAAUAGAUCUAAAUGGGCGUCCGAUGAUAGGAUUGGACAGGAAGAACUAUACGAUGCUUGUGAAAAAGUCGUUUUGGAACUGAGAAAUUACACAGAACAUUCAACGGCCUUCCUGAAUAGAGUUAGCAAAAGGGAAGCGCCAAACUACUAUCAGAUUAUCAAAAAGCCUAUGGAUUUGAAUACCAUUUUGAAAAAACUCAAAACAUUUCAAUAUAAUUCCAAGCAAGAUUUCGUCGAAGAUUUGAGACUGAUUUGGAAAAACUGCCUCACUUACAACUCGGAUCCUAAACAUUUUUUGCGAGCUCAUGCCAUUGCUAUGCAAAAGAAAUCCCUGACUUUAAUACCACUCAUACCCGACAUUGUCAUACGAGAUAGGGCUGAAGUCGAGAAGGAAUUUGAAGAUAUCGACAAUGAGAAUCUCAAAGAUGGGUUAGUGGAUGAAGAAACAUCUGGAACGGGACGGAAGGGUGGCAACGUAAGAGGAAUUGUUCAUGAAAACGACGAAGUGGGCAAGAUCAAUGGCUCUAAUUCUGUUGAAGACAAACCAAAGACCUCUCCAAAGACGCUUCCGGAGGAGGACAACCAAGUCGAAGAACCAGACGGACGUCCCGAACAAGAAACUGAUAGGGAGCAUCAAGAAUUAUCGAAGGCGCCCGGUAUUGCUCAACAUGAUCCUGAGGUGAUCGAGAAGUUUGAUUCUGAGGUCCAAUCCAACGAUGGAGACGAUCUACAGGAUGGAACAAAGGAAUUGCAAAAAGUCGCGGGAAAUGAAGCUAAACAUGUUGAAGGCGAAGAAGAGGAAAAUGAUGAUGAGGAAGAGGAGGAGGAGGAAGAAGAAGAAGGGGAGGAGGGCCUUGAGUCAGGGUUGUUCUUGACAGAAAAAGACGAUGACGCCGACGACCUUGAGCUGAGUACCUGGAAGAGCCUUACCGCUACAGCUAGAGCCGACAUGUGCGCCAAAAGAGCUGGUCUAUUUAAAGGUCCAGAAAUAAAUCACGAAGCUUUGGCAAUUUUGAGAAACCCAAGCAAAAUGAAGGGCUUCGACCAGAUUCUCAAAGAAUAUCAUGAACAACAGGAAGCUGAGGUGAGGCGAAGAGAAUUAGAAAACGAGUCUAUGAUGAAAAAUGGUUUUGGUGCCAUUGUGAAAACUGAGUCAGAAGAUUUGCCUCAGUCUCAACUACUUCCCUCUGCUAACAAUAGUGCAAGCGAAAUUGACAAAUCAGCUACGGAGAUAGAACUGGACGAUGCAUCGGUUCUGAUGGAAUACAACGUUGCAAAUGCAGUUCCGGAGGUAACCUAUAAAGGCUUGGAUAACGAAACGCUCGAUAAAGAGGAGUCGCUACUUGUUCAGAAAGUAUUAUUAGAAGGAGACAAGAUGCCUAAUGUUUUCGCGCUGAAUACCGACAAGGGCCUUUCAAAUAAGACUAACAGAAAUAUUCAACUAAUUCAGGAGGUGAGACACAUCUGCCAUAAGAUUUCGUUAAUUCGAAUGCUCCAAAAUCCUGGCCAGCAGGCUAAAAGCAAUACAGGACAAACGAACAGUCAAAUCUGGGAUACGCAUCGCUAUAGAUACACCAGCAUAAAUGAGAACAUGGACAUUGAUCCAGUUUCCAAACUUGAGACCCAUGACUACAAAAAUGACAAGCAAGUGGUUUGGCGAAUAAUGCAUAAGAAUGUAUCCAAAAUUGCAAUGUCGAGUGGAUUCGAAAGCACGCAGCCGAGCGCUAUUAACAUGCUUACCGAGAUUGCUGGGGAAUACAUUUCGAAUUUAAUAAAAACUGUAAAAAAUCACCAUGAGGGCAACUCCCUUAAUCAUAAGACUUCUGGAGACAUACUGAAAAUGUCAUUGCUCGAAAAUGGCAUAAAUAAACCAGAUGACCUUUAUUCUUACGUCGAGUCUGAAUUUGUUAAGAAGACUAAGAAAUUGCAGGACAUCAAGUUUAAGCUCAACAACUUCCUAAAGGAUCUACUCAGGCCAACACUUCAAGACUUGUCGGAGAAGAACUUUGAUGAUGAGAGUCAAAGUUUUUUAACAGGUGACUUCUCAAGCGAAUUGUCAGGCGAGGAUUUCUUUGGCUUUAAGGAUUUAGGUUUGGAUAGGGAAUUUGGAGUCUUGAGCAACUCAGUGCCUCUUCAGUUACUUACAUUUCAGUUUAGAGGUAAAGGCGCUGAGGCUACUGUGGAAGAAAAUAGAAUUCAGCCAGAAGAGUUCAACGAGGUUGUAUACCAGGGGCUCUCGGAGCACGAUAUCGAGAACAGUGUUUGGAACACACUACAACCUUUACUCAAAAAGGCGCUUGAGCGAUCCAAAGCCUAUACUAGUAAGCUUCAGAAAAGUAAAUUGCAAGACGGAGAAGGAUCUGCGGAGCCUGUCGGAGAUGGUCAACCGCGCAUAUUAGAGGACGAGGACGUGCCCUCAAAAUCAAAAGCCUCCGGAAAAGCGCGUCUACCGCCAACAGGCAAAAUUAGCACAAAUUAUAAGAAAAAACCAUUGGCUGAUGUCUUUGUCAUCCCAGAUGUUGAGAUGGAUGAGAACACCGGCGAAGAUGACGGUUUGGAUGCGACUCCCAGAAAAUCAGCUAGUAUUAAACUAGAAGCUAAAGUUAAUGGCAAUGGUGCAGGAUUGGAGAGCUCAUUAGAAGCUCAUCAAUCAUUGAAUAUGGAGGCAGCCGUUUCUUCACAGUGA
Lachancea mirantina is the source of this 3945-nucleotide messenger RNA. NCBI's taxonomy places the organism in Eukaryota, Fungi, Ascomycota, Saccharomycetes, Saccharomycetales, Saccharomycetaceae. The record is from the annotation of a GenBank genome assembly.